GCUUCUUCAGUCGCCUCCUUGUCGGAUCACACUGCGGAUCAGACGGGGUGACCAUUGGUGCUUUCUGGGGGUCAAAAAUGGUGAAAAUUACGACGGUGAAGACCAAGCCGUACACGGACCAGAAGCCUGGGACGAGCGGUCUGAGGAAGAGAGUGACGGUGUUCCAGCAGAACCAGCACUAUGCUGAGAACUUCAUUCAAAGCAUUAUCUCUGUCAUCGACCCUGCCGAGCGCCAGGCAGCCACUCUGGUGGUGGGAGGAGAUGGAAGGUUUUUCAUGAAAGACGCGAUUCAGUUGAUAGUUCAGAUCGCAGCUGCCAACGGGAUUAAUCACCUGGUAAUUGGUCAGAAUGGCAUCAUGUCCACCCCAGCAGUCUCCUGUGUGAUCCGCAAGAUAAAGGCAGUGGGUGGUAUUAUCCUCACAGCCAGCCACAACCCAGGAGGCCCCAGUGGAGAUUUUGGCAUCAAGUACAACAUUGCCAGUGGAGGACCUGCUCCCGAGGGCAUCACAAACAAAAUAUUUGAGGUCAGCAAAAGCCUGCAGGAGUACCACAUCUGCCCAGAACUCAAAGUGGAUCUGGCCAAGAUUGGCAAGCAGACCUUUGAAGUGGACACUUUCAAGCCUUUCAUAGUGGAGAUUGUGGACUCAGUUGAAGCCUAUGCUGAGAUGCUGAGGGGCAUCUUUGACUUUGCUGCCCUGAAGGAUCUUCUCUCUGGAGCCAAUCACAUUAAUGUCCGACUGGAUGCUAUGCAUGGAGUGGUUGGUCCGUAUGUGAAGAAGAUUGUGUGUGAAGAGCUGGGUUCUCCUGCCAACUCUGCUGUCAGCUGUGUCCCCCAGGAAGAUUUUGGUGGCCACCACCCAGAUCCAAACUUGACUUAUGCUGCUGACCUGGUCAACACUAUGAAAGGAGGAGAAUAUGACUUUGGAGCUGCCUUUGAUGGUGAUGGUGACCGCAACAUGGUACUGGGUAAACACGGCUUUUUUGUGAAUCCCUCUGAUUCUGUGGCUGUCAUUGCUGCUAACAUUACUGGCAUCCCAUACUUCAAGAAGACUGGUGUCAGAGGUCUGGCACGCAGUAUGCCAACCAGUGGAGCUCUUGACAAUGUGGCUAAAGCUCUACAGAUGCAACUGUACGAGACUCCAACCGGCUGGAAGUUCUUUGGGAACCUGAUGGAUGCUGGUAAACUGUCAUUGUGUGGAGAGGAAAGCUUCGGCACUGGCUCGGAUCAUAUCCGUGAGAAAGAUGGCUUGUGGGCUGUUCUCGCAUGGUUGUCAAUCUUAGCCACCAGAAAGCAGAGCGUGGAGGAGAUCAUGAAGGAUCACUGGCAGAAGUUUGGCAGAAACUUUUUCACCAGGUACGACUAUGAGGAGGUUGACUCAGAUGCUGCCAACAAGAUGAUCAAGGAUCUGGAGGCGCAAAUGUUCGAGCCUUCUUUUGUAGGAAAGAAGUUCUCAUCCGGAGAUAAGACUUAUGAGGUGGCUGUUGCUGACAACUUCGCCUACACAGACCCUGUGGAUGGCAGCGUAUCUAAAAACCAAGGUCUCCGGAUCAUCUUCUCUGACGGUUCUAGGAUAAUCUUCCGUCUCAGCGGUACAGGCAGUGCGGGUGCAACCAUCAGGCUCUACAUAGACAGCUAUGAGAAGGAUCCCCAGAAAAUUUACCAGGAUCCACAGGUGAUGCUGGCUCCUCUGGUAGACAUCGCUCUUAAGGUCUCUGAGCUCCACAAGAGGACGGGACGUACUGGCCCAACUGUGAUCACAUGAUUCCUCUACCACACUGCCUCCGCUCAUGAGCAACAGGAUACCUCCACCGUCUCUGGGAUGAGGCUGCCCCUGAAUGCUGUCUUCGUUUCAGUAGUUGGCUGUCCUUAAAAUACAGUUAGAUGAAAAUGGGUUGAAUACAAGGAAAUACAUGAGGAACACUUGAUUUUGCACAAAUGUUUUCACUGCCAUCUUCUGUUACAAGACUGUAGUUGGCUAUUUAACUGUUUAGAUAUCUAAUUAAUUUUCUUGAUACCUUUAAGUAAUCUGUCUGACAUGUUGCAUGUUCAAGGCAUCUGUAGGGAAAGGUUGGAAAAUUAGUACAUUUUUGUCACCUUAGUAGCCUAUGCUUGUGAUGUAAGAGAAGUAAGUUUGAGUGAAGCAGAUUUGAGUUUAUCUCAUGUAAUUUCUCAAAACCUUUUUUGUUAUUGUCCAGCAUUUUUUUUAUCAUGUAAUGCAGAAACUGCUAAACUGAGCAUAAAUCAGCAUUGUGGGGCAACUUCACCCCUUUCCCUCCACUUUUCCCAUGAUGACCCAGUGCCUUCCCUUUCUGUUUUCUUCCAAGAAUCACCAAAAUAGCCUCUCAACCUGAACCACAGCAAAUGUUUUGCGAUCCAACACACCCGUCAUGAAUAAAAUUCCCUUCCAUAAAA
Messenger RNA from Melanotaenia boesemani (Boeseman's rainbowfish), 2413 nucleotides. RefSeq names its product phosphoglucomutase 1 (gene pgm1). NCBI's taxonomy places the organism in Eukaryota, Metazoa, Chordata, Actinopteri, Atheriniformes, Melanotaeniidae. The record is from RefSeq and is a predicted model, not a curated record. Gene Ontology annotation, cellular component: cytosol. Bases 78 to 1763 code for a protein of 561 amino acids. Gene Ontology annotation, biological process: carbohydrate metabolic process. Gene Ontology annotation, molecular function: magnesium ion binding; phosphoglucomutase activity. The transcript is spliced from 11 exons.